Molecule: messenger RNA, 1458 nt
Organism: Spodoptera littoralis (African cotton leafworm)
Lineage: Eukaryota; Metazoa; Arthropoda; Insecta; Lepidoptera; Noctuidae
Source: the annotation of a GenBank genome assembly
AUGGCGAUGCAACCACAUAGCAAGAAAAGGGUGUGCUAUUACUACGACAGUGACAUUGGAAACUAUUAUUAUGGACAGGGUCAUCCCAUGAAACCUCACCGUAUACGCAUGACACACAAUUUACUUCUUAACUAUGGAUUAUAUAGAAAAAUGGAAAUUUAUAGACCACACAAAGCUACUGCUGACGAGAUGACAAAAUUCCACUCUGAUGACUAUAUUCGCUUCUUGCGAUCAAUACGACCUGACAACAUGUCCGAGUACAACAAACAGAUGCAGAGAUUCAAUGUGGGUGAGGACUGUCCAGUGUUUGAUGGUCUUUAUGAGUUCUGCCAGUUGUCAGCCGGUGGCUCUGUGGCCGCCGCUGUCAAGCUAAACAAACAGGCCUCUGAGAUCUGCAUCAAUUGGGGUGGAGGUCUCCAUCAUGCUAAGAAAUCAGAAGCAUCUGGUUUCUGUUAUGUCAAUGAUAUUGUGUUGGGUAUUUUGGAAUUGCUCAAAUACCACCAGAGAGUACUUUACAUUGACAUUGAUGUCCACCAUGGAGAUGGUGUGGAAGAAGCGUUCUACACAACAGACAGAGUCAUGACUGUAUCAUUCCACAAAUAUGGAGAAUACUUCCCUGGCACUGGUGACCUCCGGGAUAUUGGUGCUGGAAAGGGCAAAUACUAUGCAGUUAACAUCCCCCUGCGUGAUGGUAUGGAUGAUGAGUCUUAUGAAUCCAUCUUCGUACCCAUCAUCUCAAAGGUCAUGGAGACGUUCCAACCAAGUGCAGUGGUAUUGCAGUGUGGUGCAGACUCCUUAACAGGUGACAGGCUUGGUUGUUUCAAUUUGACCGUACGUGGCCAUGGUCGCUGCGUAGAACUCGUAAAGCGAUUUGGUCUGCCAUUCUUACUUGUUGGAGGAGGAGGAUACACAAUUCGUAAUGUGUCUCGUUGCUGGACUUACGAGACCUCAGUAGCUCUUGGUGUGGAAAUAGCCAAUGAGCUCCCCUACAAUGACUACUUUGAAUACUUCGGCCCCGACUUCAAACUUCACAUAUCACCUAGUAACAUGUCCAAUCAGAACACACCUGAGUAUUUGGAAAAAAUUAAAAAUAGGCUGUUUGAGAAUCUGCGAAUGUUACCGCAUGCUCCUGGUGUUCAGGUGCAAGCCAUCCCAGAAGACGCAGUUAAUGAUGAAUCCGAGGAUGAAGAUAAAGUUGACAAAGAUGAGAGGUUGCCACAAAGCGAAAAGGACAAGCGCAUCACUGGUGAUGGGGAAUUGUCUGACUCGGAAGAUGAAGGGGAAGGCGGUCGUCGCGAUAACAGGUCGUACAGGACACCACAGCCGCGCAAGCGCCCACGUUUGGACAAAGACGGAUCGACAAUCAAAGAUGAAAUCAAAACUGAAGACUCAAAGGACGACGUUAAGAACAUCAGCAGUGUUGAAGAGCCAAAGAAAGAAUUGCCGCCUAAUCCCUGA